AGAUAUGAAACCAGGACGACACAUUUUACUUUAAUUUGCUUUGUGCUGAAGUAUAUAGAGUUAGAUAGAAGGAAAGUCAGUCUUGUUUUAGAAGAAAACUGCUUAGAAUAUUUAUCUUUGUUUUUUUAUUUUUACUCCAAUUUUUAAAAGCAUAAAAAUUUACUCCGAAAUUGACUUUGCCCCCCCCCUGCCUCCGAGGUAUCGGGGUGCUCCUGAGAUUAAUGAAGCAUUAACAAGUGCAGAUCCACUAAAACAAAUUGGUGCUUAUAAAGUCAAUCAACCAAUUGCAAACUUUGUUCUAAAUCAAAAAGCUGAUCCAAAUUUAAAAAAUCGUAGUGCUUUGGAACACCAAUGGAGAACAUCGAAUACAUCUAUUACAUAG
Messenger RNA from Didymodactylos carnosus, 382 nucleotides. The record is from the annotation of a GenBank genome assembly. Lineage: Eukaryota; Metazoa; Rotifera; Eurotatoria; Philodinida; Philodinidae.